Trichobilharzia regenti is the source of this 4221-nucleotide messenger RNA. The record is from the annotation of a GenBank genome assembly. Lineage: Eukaryota; Metazoa; Platyhelminthes; Trematoda; Strigeidida; Schistosomatidae.
AUGAGAAUCAAUUAUCAUUGCUUCAGUAAUUCUCUCAGUCGAAUGUCGCCAACUACAAAACUCAAAAGAACAUACUCACUACUGGUCGAUUCAGAUAUAACUAUAAAAUUUCUGUUACCCAAUGGAAUUAUAGUAUCGCUUACGCUAAAUUCUGAAUUGACACUCGAGGAGGUGAAAACACAAUUGUGGAUUUCAGCAGCUAAAUUACCAUUAUUUGAUAUAUUACAAUCCAAGAGUGACUAUAUAUUUGUUGGUAUCAACCGUGAAACUGGUGAUAAAGAAGAAUUUUAUGAUCAAAGCCGUCGACUUCAUGAACUGCCACUACUUUUGCCCUACUUACGUGUUAUUGAAGCUGCUAGAGAUAGUGCGCUUUUAGAAAUCAAUACUAGAAAUGCUGCAAUUGCAAGUUGUACAAGUAUCCCGCAUACAGACAUAGUUCGAGCUUGUCGAACAAAUUCUGAAGUGAAAUGGGCUAGAUCACGUUUGUUAAAUCUGUCUAAUAUGCAUAGAAAGUUAUUAAAGCAAACUGGUUCCUAUGGUUUAAUACGUUAUUUAACCUCAGCUAGUAAACGUGAACUAUGUCAAUCAUUGAAAAUACUCUUACAAAAGUUAACACAUCUCACUAUUACAGCAUGGGUGUUAAAUGGUAAAAAUCCACCGAAAAAAUGUUGUAUACUUAUUGAAUUAGAUAAAAAAGCCACUGUAUAUCAUGCAUUGAAUGAAAUUUUAUAUUCACAAACAGAAUUAGCUAAACAAGAUUGUCAAAUGGACCACAAUAAUAAUGAUAAUAGUAAUAAUAAUAAUAGUAGUAGUAAUAAUAAUAAUAUCAUAGAUUAUGGUUUACCGGAUGCUUCAAAUUAUUUAUUGAAAAUAUGCUGUUCCCAAGCCUAUCUAUUCGAUCCAAAUGAAUUACUUAUAAAUUAUGAAUAUAUACAACAAUGUAUUGAACAAUAUAAAUAUCCAUGUUUAAGUCCAAUAUUAAUAAAAGAUAUUAAACAAAGUUUAAAUUAUUCACUUAAUGAAUAUAAUUUAAAUCCAAUGUGUAAGUUAAGUAAUGAUGAAGAGAAUUGGUUAGUAUCGUCUAACUCUUUGAUAGAUAACUCCAACACCAAUAAUAAUAAUAAUAAUAAUAAUAAUAAUAAUAAUAAUUCAUCUGAUGUAUAUGAGAAUUUUGAACGAUUUUUAAAAAACUAUGAUAAGACUGAUAUUGAUCAUUGUAAAGAGGAUAUUGAGGCUGAGACAUCUGAUCAUUCAGUAUCAGUUGACUUCAAUGAUUACGAUGAUGUACCAACUGAUGAUAUAAUCAGCUUCAAUGAUAUGAUGAUUAAUACAUCUAAGAAUUCUUCUUUAAAAAAUACUGAUGAUAAAUUGAAGAAAUCAAACCUUCAGCUAGAAACAUCAUGUCAACAGCAACAACAACAACAGCAAAGACAAGAACAAGAACAAAUUGUAUCCCUUUGGGAAUUGAAUGGAUUUUUAAGUAUACAAGUUCGUUCAGCACAUUUUCUUGUUGAAAAUGUUACCAAUUCAAAUAUUUCAUCAAUAUCGAGUACAUCACACACAUUAGCAACAAUGUCAUCAGCAUCAAUGAAUCAGUCUAGUUCUAGUUUGAAUUCAGUUGUACAACAUACGAAUAUAAACGGUGCAACUGCAUUAGAUGGAAGUUAUGUUGUACGCGUUGGAAUAUUUCAUGGGAGCCAAUUUUUAAUUGAAUGUCAGACAACUAAAGAAAAACCUGGAAAUUAUCUAACAUGGCGUGAAUGGCUUAAUUUUCAUGUACUAUUGGCUGAUAUACCUAGUGCUGCUCGUAUUUGUGUUGCUCUUAUACGCAUCAGAAAAAUUAUUGAUAGAAAGAAUGUUAAAAUUUGUGAAUAUCCAUAUGGUUGGGCAAAUAUAAAUUUAUUUGAUCAUAAUGGAUUCAUGGUUACCGAUAUGAUUACUUUGAAUUUAUGGCCACCAUCCUUAGUACAAACAGCUGAUGAAAGUCUUUAUCCUUGUGGUACUGUUUUAGGCAAUCCAAAUCCUGAAUUUACAGUACAAAUUAAAAUUAAUAAUCCUAUCCAAGGUCGUAUUCGUCGACCAACAGUCACUUCAUUUAUUAACCCCUACCAACGAAAAGAAUUCCCUUCAGAAGGUGGUCGUCUUCUAAGAUUACAUAACAACGAUGGCAUUAAUAUCAGUGAUAAUAAAAAUAGCAAUGCAAAAGUGAACAAUUCUUUUUGUACAGAAGAAGCUUGUCUACCAAUACGAUCUAAUAUUACAAAACCUCUUGUAGAUCUAUCAACAACACCAGCGGAUUUCAAUUCUUUACAUUCACAAAUUAACAAAUCUACUAAUCUUGUUAUAAGUAGUAAUAAUUCACCUUCUACUAUUAAUGAAUUAGCUAGUAAACUAUUAGAGUCAAGACUACGUGAAAUAGUUAAUCGUGAUCCAUUAUAUGAAUUAUGUGAACAAGAUAAAGAUUAUCUAUGGCGUGGACGUUAUUGGUGUUUAAAAAAUCUACCCAAUGCAUUACCAUGGAUAUGUCAAGUUGUCAAUUGGUCUGACAGUCGUGAUAUUUUAACAGAAUUUUAUACGCUUAUAAGUCAAUGGCCGCAUCCAUUCGAUGUUGGUACAGCUCUACAAUUAUUAGGUGCAUUUGAUUUAACACGAAAUAAUUCGAAUAGUAUAAGUUCAACAAGUGGUUAUAAAACUGGAGCUAGUGGAAUAGCUGAUGCGUAUAUACGUGAACUGGCUGUAAAUAGCUUAUAUCAUCUUAGUGAUGCUGAAUUAAAUGAUUAUCUAUUACAAUUAGUUCAGGCGCUUAAAGCUGAAGCAUAUUUGGACAAUGCGUUAACGCGUUUUAUUUUAUAUCGUGCAUUGAGAAAUCCUCUACAAAUUGGUUUACAAUUCUUUUGGCAUUUACGCUCUGAACUUCAUCUACCAGAUAUAAGACUUCGAUUUGGUCUGAUUUUAGAAGCUUUUUGUCGUGGUUGUGGACCAUUAUUAGUUUUACUAUCUCGUCAAGUGACUGCUCUUAAUCGUUUAGAAGCGUUGAGUACACGUGUCAAAGAAUUAACUAAUGAAGAUGAACAACGUGAACGUUUUCGUGAAGAAAUUACUCGACCCGAGACAUUGCAUGAUCUUCAAUGGUUACCAUCUCCAUUGUGUUUAAGUCAAAUUUUAGGUGAAUUAGUAAUUGAUAAAUGUGAUAUUAAACGAUCUAAAAAACGUCCUCUAUGGCUUGUAUGGACUAAUUCAGAUAGACUGGCAGAAUUUCAUCAUACACAUUAUCAAAUGAUAUUUAAACAUGGUGAUGAUCUUCGACAAGAUAUGCUUACUCUUCAAUUACUCAGAGUCAUGGAUCGUAUAUGGAAAGAAGAAGGUUAUGAAAUGGGAAUUAUUGAAGCUGUACGUGAUUCACGUACAGUUAUGUCAAUACAAGGUGAACGUUUACGUUCUGCUUUACAAAUUGAUUCAACACAAUUAUAUAAAUGGUUAUCACAACAUGCUAAACAAAGAGCAAGACAAAUGAAUCAAUCACCAUUUGGUGAAAAUUCUGUCUAUGAACGUAUGAUACGUACAUUUACUAUGUCAUGUGCUGGUUAUUGUAUUGCUACAUUUAUUUUAGGUAUACGUGAUAGACAUCCAGAUAAUAUAAUGGUUGAUUCAACUGGUCGAUUAUUUCAUAUUGAUUUUGGACAUAUAUUAGAUAAUCGUAAGAAAAAAUUUGGUAUUACACGUGAACGUGUACCAUUUGUAUUGACAAAAGAUUUUAUUACUGUAAUAGCACGUGGUAAUCCAGAUGCUGGUGCAACAAUGAUUACAACAACAGCAACAACAACUAGUACGAUAAUAAAUAGUAAUUUAACUGUGAACAGUACAAUAUCUGUUACUAACAGUAAUAGUAGUAUUAGUGGUACCGGUGCUGGUGGGGGUGGUAAUACUAAUCUUGCAUAUAAUAAUAUACAGUUUCAAGAAUUUACUGAUCUCUGUGGUAAAGCCUAUCUACUAUUACGUAAACAUUCAAAUCUUAUACUUACUUUGCUAGCUAUGAUGAUACCGUCUGGUCUGCCUGAGUUGACAUCAGUAUGUGAUUUAGAAUAUGUUAGAAAAACUUUAGCUGUUGAUAUUGACAAUGAAAAAGAAGCCCUGGAAUAUUUUCAUCAUAAGUUCAAUGAAGCGUAUUCCGGUGCAUGGACUACAAAAAUUGACUGGUUCUCCCAUUGGAUGAAUACAUAA